Equus caballus (horse) is the source of this 687-nucleotide messenger RNA. It is a transcript of the gene RPL39, whose product is annotated as ribosomal protein L39. Gene Ontology annotation, biological process: translation. Gene Ontology annotation, cellular component: ribosome; cytosolic large ribosomal subunit. The record is from RefSeq and is a predicted model, not a curated record. Gene Ontology annotation, molecular function: structural constituent of ribosome. NCBI's taxonomy places the organism in Eukaryota, Metazoa, Chordata, Mammalia, Perissodactyla, Equidae.
GCAGCCCUGCCUCCCCCUCGUGCCUUCCGAAGGAUCUCUGCUUUGGCCGUUAUCGCGGGCCGUCUGCCUCGGCCACAAAGUGGGGUGCCCUGGCAUGCUGACGGGCCCCUGAGGAGCCCACUUACGGAAGCGAACCCCAUUUCGCACGAACCAGUGCGGUCUCCCACGGCUCCAUGGGACCGAGCAAGGGGGUGCGGCCUGCGGGAGGCGGUGGCCAGCGCACGAGGUCCCGCCCAAGCCCGGCCCCUGGAGCGCUUUGUAACCACGUCCUUCUGCCCGCCUCUUCCUCUUUCUCUCCUCGCCAUCGUCGUGUGCGCGGUAGCUGCUCCUCCUCGCCAUGUCUUCUCACAAGACUUUUAGGAUCAAGCGAUUCCUAGCCAAGAAACAAAAGCAGAAUCGUCCCAUUCCCCAAUGGAUUCGAAUGAAAACUGGUAAUAAAAUCAGGUACAACUCCAAGCGGAGACAUUGGAGAAGAACCAAGCUGGGUCUAUAAGGAAUCACAGAUGAGAUGACACACAUAUUUAUGCUGUAUCAAAGUCCUUCUUACAUCUUACCAUACCACUCUGAAAACGUGACUGUCUGGACAGUUGGAUGUGUUUUAUUCAGGAAUUGAUUUUUCUCUUUGUUGCUAUGCUUCUGAACUAGUAGGUUGGUUCAGUAAUAAAUAUGUGAGACGUUUUGUUUGAA